This is a messenger RNA of Macrosteles quadrilineatus (aster leafhopper), 2047 nucleotides long. RefSeq names its product E3 ubiquitin-protein ligase RNF38 (gene mura). The transcript has 14 exons. The record is from RefSeq and is a predicted model, not a curated record. Lineage: Eukaryota; Metazoa; Arthropoda; Insecta; Hemiptera; Cicadellidae. Bases 277 to 1842 code for a protein of 521 amino acids.
UCUAAAAUCUUGUUGUUCUAAUGUUCUGUUCAAGAAAAAUGAUAGGUGGUAGGGCCUAGGCCUAGAUAAGUGUCCGUACGAAGAUUUUAUCAAGUUGGUCUAUAAAAAGUCAACACUCAACAGGGCUUACCCUGAACGGCAAUUACAUUUUCACAUAAUUGCAUUUACUAAGCACAAUGAUCGUUCGGGAAACAAGAUAGCUAACUUAAGUUAAACUUAAGCUGAACGCAGCUGGCGGCAUGAUAAAUUUGACAAAAUCCAGUUCCAGUGAUAAUCAUGAAUGCCAACAACCGUGGAGGAAAUUUAAGAAAUUCAACACCUUAUUCUCGCCACAACCAUGGUAAUCAACAUCCUGGUAGACCUAAUCACCAAACCCGUUGGCAACCCCCUUUCAAAGAUUAUCAAUGCCUCAGUCAAAAUGAUGGUGGAUCACCAGGCAAGGAGCCUGUGUUCUACCCAAGACAAGGUCCAAGCCCUAUCCACUAUCCUCUACAUCCAGGAGAUCUCACCCCAGCAGACACUCCACUACUACGAGCACAGGAGAAUGGAAUAGCAGUGCGAGGAGGUCCCCUUUUAAACAUCAGUUCUGGGCUGCUAGGCUCUAGCCAUCUGGACGUCACACCACGCCGAACACCUCAUCCAGAUCUGAGGCUGAGUCCCAUUCAAAUACCUCACUCUCCUCUUUUCUUCAGAAGUGGAGGUCAGGAUGAUGGGCGGAAAAGUGAGAGCCCAAGCAGAAAGAGGCGACGCUUGUCCCACCAUCAAAUAGUGGACUUGGCUACAACACCUCCACCUCAUCCCCAUCCGCACCCACACCCUCAUCCUCACCCUCACUCUCACCCGCACCCGCACCCGCACGCUCAUCCACACCCACAUCCUAGCUGGGACAGACAUCAGCGUUCACGUCACCAACAGCCCACACGCAGUAGGGGCAGCCCACCUAUAAGACGUCACUGCUUUCGUGAUUGGAACUCUGAUGGUUUCCAGCUGAAUCACCACAGUUUUCUGGCCAAUCAUCAGCCUCAGCCCCAGCCUGCCAUGGUCAUGGAUGUUACCCAGGUUCCUGUGACAUUACCUCUGUCCCUGUACUCCACUCCAUUGAGCGUGUGUCAAGCUGGAGCGACUGCGCCCUCCCCCUGUAUUUACAACCCUUGUCAGGUGCCUUCUCCGUUUGGCAAUUGUCUGCCUCACCACCAUCAUCAUCACCACCCCAGCUACACCACUCCACCACCACUGGCCACUGUACCUCCUUACCUGGUGCCACCUCGGGCUGACCACACACCGCUCAUCCCGUCUUCUCCACCUUCCAUCUUCAUCUCUGAUGUGCGAGGAGCCCCAUUAGAUGUCCGCCGCACCAACCUCCCUCGUCGCAACACAUCACGACGCUGGCGGCCCCCAAUGCAGCCCUCAGCCGCGUACCAGGCUCCUUGGCUGCACUUCUUAUACGCUGAACCACCAUUCGGCAAUAUCAGGGCGAUGUUCUCCAAUCCACCGUUGUCUCCAUUUAGUCAGAAUGAGCUGAGCUCUCCAGACUCUACUGAGACAGAGAACUACGAGGCACUGUUGAGUCUAGCCGAGCGGCUCGGGGAGGCCAAGCCUCGAGGUCUUCACCGCACUGAAAUAGAACAACUCCCGUCUUUCAAAUUCAACGCAGAGACUCACCAGGGAGACCAGACGUCCUGUGUGGUGUGUAUGUGCGACUUUGAGCCCCGUCAGAUCUUGCGAGGUCUGCCUUGCUCACACGAGUUCCACGCCAAGUGUGUCGACAAGUGGCUAAAAUCUAAUCGCACUUGUCCCAUUUGCCGAGGUGAUGCUUCAGGUUACUUCAGUUCUUCAGAGUGAGUUUUCUUUCAAGACAUCAAUUUAUUAUCUUCUAACCUUCAAGUAUUUAUUACAACUCAAUUCCUUGGAGGAGAUUAGAUUAGCGAUUGAUAAAAUCACAAGUAAUUGCAUUACUUUCCAAGCACUAAUAACAUGUUAGUGUUUGACGUUAACAUUUAAGUUUUAUGUUAAUUCCUUAGUUGAGCAAACAUUUUUAUUACUUUUA